Molecule: messenger RNA, 1419 nt
Organism: Mytilinidion resinicola
Lineage: Eukaryota; Fungi; Ascomycota; Dothideomycetes; Mytilinidiales; Mytilinidiaceae
Product: NAD(P)-binding protein
Exons: 1
Coding region: 108-1115 (335 amino acids)
Source: RefSeq, a predicted model, not a curated record
GGGACCUAGCACCUAUUGCUAUCGAACAUCUCCAUCUCAAGUCCACUACCUCAUCUCACGCAAGAACAAACCUUUUCAUACAAUUUCAUCCUCCAAUCCCUUCCACCAUGGCCACUGCAUAUACCAGAUACGCCGACGUGCAUAUCAACACCAAAGGCCCCGGAGAUGCACGACCAACCGCUGACCAAAUCGUCAAUGACGAAGGGCUUGAAGGCAAACUCACAGGAAAAGUCGCCUUCAUCACCGGCUGCUCCUCCGGCAUCGGCAUCGAUACUGCUCGUGCUAUGAAAGCCACAGGCGCCCGCGUCUUCGCCGCCGUACGCGACGUCAAGAAAGGCGAGAAUGCCCUUGCGGGCAUCCUCGAGCCCGGCCGCUGCGAGCUCAUCACCCUCGACCUCGACUCGCUCGACAGCGUGCGACGCUGCGUCGCGGACUUCCUCUCCCGCAGCUCCACCCUCAACAUCCUGAUCAACAACGCGGGGAUCAUGGCAUGUCCAGAGGAGAAGACAGCUGAUGGAUUCGAGCGCCAGAUGGGCACCAACCAUCUCGCUCAUUUCUUGCUUUUCCAACUGUUAAAGCCGACGCUGCUGAAAUCUUCGACACCGGAAUUCAACUCAAGGGUUGUAGCUGUCAGUUCUACCGCGCAUCGCUACACAGACAUGAACUUCGACAACAUUACUCUGGCAGGAGAGUACGAGGCCAGUCGCAGCUACGGCCAAUCCAAGCUCGCGAACAUAUGGAUGGCGAACCGCAUCGACCGCGUGUACGGCCCCCAAGGCUUGCAUGCUAGCUCGCUGAACCCGGGCGGCAUCUGGACGGGGCUGCAGAAGUAUGUAUCAGCAGAGCAACUCGAGGCGUGGAAGAAGGCGCCGGGUAUUGCGGAAUUCAUGAAGAAUCCGGCGCAAGGUGCUGCGACGACCGUCUGGGCGGCCGUGGCGAAAUGCUGGGAGGGGACUGGUGGGAAGUAUUUAGAUAAUGUGCAGGUUGCGGAGCCGGUGGAGGAGGGCUAUGCGAUAGGUGCGCCGGGGUAUGAGAAGUGGGCAUAUGAUGUGGAGAAAGAGGAUAGACUGUGGGAGUGGAGUUUGGAGGUGCUUGGGUUGCCUGCUGAUGCGUAGGCCAGGAGGGGGCUGGGUUGUAGAUAGUUGGGCAUAAUGCCGAACGAGAGAUCCUUAUGCAAGAAUGAGAACUGAAUAGAAUGGAAUGCUUGGCUAGAUGCCUCGUCACCGCCCGAUAGGGUCUGCAGCGGGCGCUUGAGCGGCCAAAGCUUUGGUAUUUAGCUCAGUGCGACUAUGACUUGGCUCGGCCUAGGCAUUAGAUUUAGAGAAAAGGGUUCGAUUGUUCGUUUAGGACAUUCAGCUUCGAAAGACGUGAAGCUGUUUUCAUAGUGACAUGAAAGAUGAAGAGUUGGGCAAACCUAGG